Molecule: messenger RNA, 4870 nt
Organism: Anoplophora glabripennis (Asian longhorned beetle)
Lineage: Eukaryota; Metazoa; Arthropoda; Insecta; Coleoptera; Cerambycidae
Gene: trio
Product: triple functional domain protein
Exons: 18
Biological process (GO): axon guidance
Cellular component (GO): cytoplasm
Molecular function (GO): guanyl-nucleotide exchange factor activity; protein binding
Source: RefSeq, a predicted model, not a curated record
CGCCAUGGAUGGACAGAGGGCCCUAGAACUGAUGCCUCUACUUCAGGAACGACUGGUGGUGUUGACAGGCGGUCGAGACCGGCGUGGGGGGCCUGUACUGUCCUUCCCCGCUAGUCCUCGAAGGGAACGCGCCAAACCAGAAGACUACCGUCGCCUUCUGCAGUACCUCAUGUCUAUACCCAACGACGAGGCCCGAGCGCUGGGUUUCACCGUGCUGGUGGACAUGCGGGGGGCGACGUGGUCGACCGUAAAACCCAUCCUCAAGGCGCUGCACGAACACUUUCCUCCCGGUGCCGUCCACCAGGCCCUCAUCGUCAAGCCGGACAACUUUUGGCAGAAGCAGAGGACGUCGCUAGGCUCCCACAAGUACAAAUUCGAGACAAAUAUGAUAAGCAUAGAAGCCCUGUCGAAGAUAAUAGACAGCACCCAACUGACCUCCGACCUAGAGGGUACCCUCGCUUACGACCACUCCAGCUGGCUCGAGACCAGGCUGGCCGUCGAGGAGUUCGCGUGGCAAGCGGCGGACCUCCUCGACAGGCUGGAUGACUUACAGGAGGACCUGGCGAGGAACGACUUCGCAGACGACGUGAGCGGCGCCAAGCACAAGAUAGACCUCCACAACGAGAUGAAGAAGAAGAUCAUGAAGGCCCCCGUGGAGGAUAUCGAUCUGUUGGGUCAGCGCGUGCUCCAAAAAGCCUGCGGCAACGACACCGGCCAGGGAGGGGGCGGAGGCGGCGGCGGCGGUGGCGGUGGAGGCGGCGGUGGUGGUGGUAACCGAGAAGCGGAGUCGCCGAGUAAUACCAAUCCGGACUUGGUGGACAUCAAAAAUUUAGUAUUGCAGAACCUGGAUGCUGUCCACGCGUCGCAACAGCACCUCCUCCAGCUGUGGCACCACAAAAAACUCAAGUUGGACCAGUGCUUUCAGCUGAGGCUCUUCGAGCAGGACUGCGAAAAGAUGUUCGAGUGGAUCUGCCACAACCGCGACGUCUUCCUCCUCAACUACGUGGAGAUCGGCCACACCUACCAGCUGGCCAAGCAGCUCCAAGAGGAGCACCAGCACUUCACCAUGAGCUCCAUGAACGUCUACGUCAACAUCAACCGCAUCCUUUCCGUGGCCAGCCGUCUCAUAGAGGGAGGCCACUACGCCGCUUCCCACAUCCGCGCCGUGGCCGGUCGGCUGGACAGGACGUGGAAAGACUUCGCUGCGGGGUUGGACGAGAGGACGGCGGUCCUGGCGUUAUCUGUGAUCUUCCACCACAAGGCCGAGCAGUACGUGGAGAACGUGCCUGCGUGGAAAGCCGCCUCGGAAGGAGCUAAUAUUCCCUCGGAGAUCAUGAUGUUGGAGAACGGGAUACACCAGCAUCAGAAUCUGUACGAGUCUAUGUGCCAGGCGUAUACGGAGGUUCAUAGUACCAGUAAGAAACUUCUCUAUCAGUUAGACCACUUGGUUCAAGUCUGCAAUCAACCUGGGACUGAGAAAAAACAUGGCGAGGGGACAAAUUUCGAAAACAGACCAGGCGGUAACCCGGCCGCCGACUACAGCGAGGGUGCCAGUCACGUCCUCGCUGUAAUCCACCAAAUCCUGAACCACCACAGGGCGCUUGAGCAAAAGUGGCACGCCAAGAAGAUCAAGCUGCACCAGAGGCUCGCGUUGAGGCUGUUCCAAGAAGACGUCAAGCAGGUGUUGGACUGGCUGUCCAAUCACGGAGAAGUGUUCAUCAGGAAGAACACCGGCAUCGGAAGGAACCUGCAGAAGGCGAGGGUCUACCAGAAGAGCCACGAACAUUUCGAAAAUGUCGCUCAGAACACCUACACCAACGCGGACAAGUUGCUGGCGGCCGCCGAGGAGUUGGCUCACACGGGCGAAUGUGACCCGGACGAGAUCUACUCGGUGGCGCACGAGUUGGAGGCGCACGUGACGUCGUUCGCCGCCAGGGUAGAGCAGAGGCGUCGCCGGCUCGACCUCGCCGUCCUCUUCUACACCCACGAGAAGGAGCUCGGCAACUGGGUGGACGAGCUGCGGCAGGAGCUACAGGGAGAUGAAAGUGUUGCGGAAGGCUUAGAGGCAACAGAGAGGCUUCUGGAACAGACGGCACAACACAGAGACCAAAGCUUGGAUGCCUGCGCUUCAACCAUUGCCCAGGGAGAAGCGCUGUUACAGGAAUUAAGGUCUAUUGGUGAAAUGGACUCAACUGGCUCCGUCUCAGCAGUAGAAUCAGCUCUCGACCGCCUGGCCAAACAAAGAAACGACCUGGAGGAGCUCUGGGCCGCAAGGAAACUCCGUCUCGACCUGUGCCUAAGGUUGCGCCUCUUCGAAAGGGACGCCCUCGAAGUCUCCUCUCAACUGGAAAUGUGGUCAGAGGAACUGCAACACAGCGAACUGACCAGAGACAUCGCCAAAGCCGAACAAUUCUUACGCCUCCACAAUGAGAGCGUCAGCCAGAUGCAGAACACCACGUACCAGGUCCUGCAACAAGGGCAGGAACUAGUGCAAGUGUUUGAGAAUUCCGGCAUCUGCGUCAUGGCCGACGCCCAAUACAACGCCCAGACUAGAGUUCAGGUGCUUUUAGAAUUCCUUCACGACAGGGAGAUGGACCUGGAGGACCUGGCCGAAGUGAAGAGAGUGAAAUUGGAACAGUGCAUACAGUUGGGGCAGUUCCAGAAUGACGCCAAUCAAGUCAUAAGUUGGAUUAGGAAUGGGGAGUCGAUGCUGAUGGCCAGUUUUACCAUACCCAAUAGCUUGGCGGACGCCGAGCUGCUGAAGAAGGAGCACGAGCAGUUCCAAGUUGCCAUAGAGAAGACGCAUACCUCUGCGGUACAAGUCAAACAUCGAGCUGACGCCCUUAUCAACGGCAACCACUACGACCCUCAGAGCAUCAGGGACAUCUCCGAAGAGGUCACCAAGAGAUGGCAACAACUCGUAACUUGCGCGGAAGAAAGACAUAAACUCGUAACGGCCAGCUUGAACUUCUACAAGACAGCGGAACAAGUUUGUUCUGUCUUAGACAGCCUAGAAAGAGAAUAUAGAAGAGAUGAGGACUGGUGUUCUACCGGACAGCAGAACGUCGAUAAGGCAACCGCGAUCUCCCAGUUGAUAAAUAAACACCAGGAACAGAAGGAGGCCUUCUUGAAGGCCUGUACUCUUGCCAGGAGGACUGCCGAGACCUUCUUGAAGUACACCACCAGGAGUUUGCAGUUCUACAAUUAUCCCAACACGAGCAGUAACCACGAGACGAGGGUGAAAGGGAUUUUGGAGAAACUGUUGAGCCAGGAGAACAAGGUCUUGGAACACUGGACUCAGAGGAAGAAGAGGUUGGACCAGUGCCAGCAGUUUGUUUUGUUUGAAAGAUCCGCAAAGCAGGCUAUAGAGUGGAUUCAUGAAACAGGCGAAUGUUAUCUCACCACCCACGCAACGAACCUCGGCAACAACAUAGAAGAGACGGAAAGCCUGCUUCGAGAACACAACGAAUUCAAAGCCACUGCCAAGGAAACCAGGGAACGAGUCAAGCUACUCAUCCAACUGGCCGACAGUUUGGUCGAGAAGGGUCACGCCCACGCCUGUUCCAUCAAGCAGUGGGUGGCGGCGGUGGACAACAGAUACAAGGAUUUCAGUUCCCGUAUGGAACAAUACAGGCAACAGCUGGAGGAGACGCUCGGUAUACAGGAAGAGGAGAGCGAGAAGAAGGAGUUGUCCAUCGAUAGGAAUUCGGACCCCAGUUUGGAGGCGAAGGUGAAAGAAGCUGCCGCCAAGGAGCUCAAGGAGUUGAACGAAGAAAAGAGGAGGUCUGCUAGAAGAAAAGAAUUUAUAAUGGCUGAACUGCUCCAGACCGAAAGGACCUACGUCAAGGACCUAGAGACCUGCAUAAACUCCUUCCUACAGGAGAUGAGGACGUCCACCUGCCCGACAGCCCUGCAAGGCAAAGAGGACGUCAUCUUCGGCAACAUGGAGGAGAUCUACAACUUCCACAACUCCAUCUUCCUGAAGGAGCUGGAGAAGUACGAGACGAUGCCCGAAGACGUGGGCCAUUGCUUCGUGACGUGGGCUCAGAAGUUCGACAUGUACGUGCACUACUGCAAGAACAAGCCCGAGUCGAACAGCCUCCUGGUGCAGCACGGCGGGAAUUAUUACGAGGAACUGCAGAAGAAGCACAAGGUGGAGCACCCCAUCGCCGCCUAUCUGAUAAAGCCCGUGCAGAGGAUCACCAAGUACCAGCUGCUGUUGAAGGACCUGCAGAGCUGCUGUCAGGAGGGUCAGGGCGAAAUUAAGGAUGGACUGGAGGUGAUGCUGAACGUUCCGAAAAAGGCGAACGACGCCAUGCACUUGUCUCUACUCGAGGGUUGUGACGUAUCUUCGGAUAAAUUGGGUGAGGUCGUCUUGCAAGACGCUUUCAGUGUUUGGGAUCCCAAACAACUCAUUAGAAAGGGCAGGGAUAGGCAUAUUUUUCUCUUCGAGAUGUACCUUUUGUUUACCAAAGAAGUGAAAGAUUCCGCCGGCAAAGUCAAGUACAUCUACAAGAAUAAGUUGAUGACCUCGGAAUUGGGGGUAACAGAACACAUGGAGGGGGACGAGUGCAAGUUCGCGGUGUGGACUGGUAGGGCCCCCAUCUCCGACUACCGGAUCGUGCUGAGGGCCUCGUCCCUCGACACCAAACAACUGUGGGUGAAGAAACUCAGGGAAGUCAUUCAGGAAACUUACUUCAGUGGGGCCCUGCCCCUGUCUCUACCCAAGAGCCCCGCCAAGCUCAAACCCCAAAGCCAGAGAUCCAGCAGGGAUAUGGAGGAAUGCAACUCGUUAGACGAAAGUGUAGAAAAUUUGGAUCGUAACUCGCUUGCCUCGUUUGGUUCAGGCAACACCACUGAUUCUGAUAAG